This is a messenger RNA of Mauremys mutica (yellowpond turtle), 2421 nucleotides long. It is a transcript of the gene PDHB, whose product is annotated as pyruvate dehydrogenase E1 subunit beta. Bases 79 to 1182 code for a protein of 367 amino acids. The record is from RefSeq and is a predicted model, not a curated record. Gene Ontology annotation, molecular function: pyruvate dehydrogenase (acetyl-transferring) activity. Lineage: Eukaryota; Metazoa; Chordata; Testudines; Geoemydidae. Gene Ontology annotation, biological process: pyruvate decarboxylation to acetyl-CoA. The transcript is spliced from 10 exons.
CGCGAGGGGGCGGUCCCAGCUUUGAUUGGACAGACAAGGUGGCACGCAGUGACGUGGCGGGCGACAGGCAGAGGCGAGAUGGCGGCUGCCGCAGGGGCUCUGAGGAGGCUGGCGCGAUGCGGGCCCCAGCAGGGCCUGGGGCGGCGGCUGCUGCUGCUGCGCCGCGGGAUUCACGGCUCCGCGCCGGCCGCCGUCCAGGUGACCGUCCGUGACGCGCUGAAUCAGGCGUUAGACGAGGAGCUGGAGCGGGAUGAGCGAGUGUUUUUGUUGGGAGAGGAAGUUGCCCAGUACGAUGGUGCAUACAAGAUUAGCAGAGGUCUCUGGAAGAAAUAUGGAGACAAGAGAAUAAUAGAUACUCCUAUAUCAGAGAUGGGCUUUACAGGAAUCGCUGUAGGUGCUGCUAUGGCUGGACUGAGGCCCAUUUGUGAAUUCAUGACCUUCAACUUCUCCAUGCAAGCAAUUGAUCAAGUUAUAAAUUCUGCUAGCAAGACACUUUACAUGUCUGCAGGCAUGAUGCCUGUCCCAGUUGUCUUCAGAGGUCCCAAUGGUGCCUCAGCUGGAGUAGGAGCACAACAUUCACAGUGCUUUGCUGCUUGGUAUGGGCAUUGUCCUGGGCUGAAAGUAGUCAGCCCUUGGAGUUCAGAGGAUGCUAAAGGUCUGCUUAAAGCAUCAGUUCGGGAUGACAAUCCAGUUGUGAUGCUGGAAAAUGAGUUGAUAUACGGAGUCCCCUUUGAAAUGUCAGAAGAAGCUCAGUCAAAGGACUUUCUUGUUCCUAUUGGAAAAGCCAAAAUAGAAAGGCAAGGAACCCAUGUUACUUUAGUGUCACACUCCAGAUCUGUUGGACACUGUCUGGAAGCAGCUGCUGUACUUGUCAAAGAAGGUGUGGAGUGUGAGGUGAUAAACCUCCGUACCAUUAGACCAAUGGAUGUGGAAAGUAUAGAAGCCAGUGUUGUGAAGACAAACCAUCUUAUAACAGUGGAAGGAGGCUGGCCCCAAUUUGGAGUAGGAGCUGAAAUUUGUGCUAGGAUCAUGGAAGGACCUGCCUUUAAUUAUUUGGAUGCUCCAGCUGUGCGUCUCACAGGUGCAGAUGUUCCUAUGCCUUAUGCAAAGAUUUUGGAAGAGAACUGCUUGCCUCAAGUGAAAGAUAUCAUAUUUGCAGUGAAGAAAAUAUUAAAUAUCUAGGUUGUGUAUAUGCGGGGUGCUCUUCCAAAGUGUCUUAAGAGAACUAAUGGAAUGGACUACAAACUUGUAUUCAUAACAAUGUUAUAUAGCUCUAUUGACCUCUUGUACUGAGGGAAAUUUAAUUUAUUUAAUUUGUGUUUAGUAGGUUAUCCUCUCAGCUGCUUUCUUCUACCUAGCUAAGCAGUAAAGCACACUUACCUUUGUGGGUGCCAGACUCAUUUUGUAAAAAGUGUGACUCUGUAUUGAGAGCAUUAGGUAUUAUAGAAAGCGAGAAGAAAACAUUACUGUAUCAAGGGAGCUAAAACCUCCCUCUAUGCCAUUUACAAAUAGUAAAAGAAAUACCCCUUGACCCAACUGCACCUGAAAAUAGCACUAAGCACUGAAGUGGUGGUGUCUAGGACUGGAAUGCAGCAUCAUAGCAUGCUUGAGGAGAGCAUUUGCUGAAUAAGUGAAUGUUAAAGGUUUUAACCAACUGUGUUUACCUAAAUAUAACUGGUAGUGAUGGAAUUCUACAGAGCUGGCAGCUCAUCUUCUACAGUGUGGCUGUAAUUACUGCUGGAAAACUCACAAGUUCAGUGGGGGAAGGGAGGUGGCUGCCACUGGGAUGUUCUUCCCUUGCCAGGAGGAGAGGAGGUUGGGCCUGUAUUUACAAAGUAGAGGUCCAUGCUAGCAAAGGGUCACCUAUGCUAUAACAAGUUGUUUCUGUGCAACUCAGGGAUAAGAGGUAAAGUGCAGAUGGCAAUGAGAGAUGCUGGCUGCAGUACAGUGGUGGAGGAAAGAAGUGUUUAGCAUUUCAGCCCAGCCUGCACCAGUUUAAAAAAAAAACAAAACAAAAAACCAUGCUCAUCUGCAGCUCAUUAGUUACAGCUGCCUGACUCAAGGUGCAAUUUCUUUUAAAAUGCUAACAUGAAGGUGGGGCUGCCAACUCUUUGGGUGCAAAAUCAGUCUCAAGAAAAUACUUGUGCUAUUCAUAGUGUCCAGUACUAUAGCUUCCCCUUUGUCAGAUAAGAAAUCAGUCAGUCUAGACUAGUUUUGUUCAAUCCUAAAUAGGCUGCUAAGUCUAAACUUAGAGGAAGAUCUGCUAAAAAGGGUUAAGAAUUUAAAUGCUAUUUAAAUACUUUGACCAUAUGAUCAACGGGAGCACCUGUCCAAAAAACUCUAUUCCUCAGUUUCACCACAAGGGUAAUCCAUGAUCAAGUCCUGGUAAAAUAAAGCAUCAUUUGAAAAUAUUUCACUGCU